AUGGGCAAUCCACAUGUUCUGGUUGUGCCAUAUCCAGCACAAGGCCAUAUAAUUCCUCUGCUGGAGCUAUCACAGUGCUUAGUCCAGCAUGGCUUCAAGAUAACAUUUGUAAAUACAGAGUUUUAUCACAACCAAAUCAUGAAUGGAAAUGCAAUGAAGGAUAAAACAGGGAAUCAAAUCCAUCUGGUUUCCAUUUCUGAUGGGUUAGAGACCUUGGAGGACAGAAAAAAGCCAGGGAAGUUGUCAGAGGCAGUCUUGAAGGUUUUGCCUGAGAAGCUAGAAGAGCUCAUCGAGCAGAUUAAUGGGUCCAAUGGUGAAGAGAUCACUUGUAUCCUCGCUGAUCAGAGUAUUGGAUGGGCCCUAGAAAUUGCACAGAAGAAGGGAAUCCGACGAGCUGCCUUCUGCCCUGCAGCAGCAGCACUGUUGGUCUUAGGAUUUAGCAUCCCAAAGUUGAUUGAAGAUGGAAUUAUUGCUGAUGAUGGAACUCCAAUGAAAAAACAGAUCAUUCAUCUCUCACCAGCAAUGCCUGCCAUGAGCACAGAAACCUUGGUUUGGACCUGCGUUGGCAACUUGACCAUGCAGAAAAAUAUUUUCGAGCUUUUGGUAAGAAACAACAAGUCUGUGAAAGCGACUGAGUGGCUGCUAUGUAACUCAACUUAUGACCUUGAGCCUGCAGCAUUUGCCUUGGCUCCAAAUAUUCUACCUAUAGGUCCACUUUUGGCAAGCAACCAGCCAGGAGAGUCAUCAUCAGUAGGAAAAUUCUUGCCAGAGGACUCAACUUGUUUGAAAUGGCUGGAUCAACAGCCACCAGGCUCAGUGAUAUAUGUUGCAUUCGGAAGUUUCACAAUUUUUGCCCCAACCCAGUUCCAAGAAUUGGCCUUGGGGCUGGAACUCUGCAACAGACCAUUCUUGUGGGUAGUGCGGCCAGCUGACAUCACAGAUGGGAAAAGCAAUGGCUACCCAAGAGAAUUUCAUGACAGAGUAGCCGCUAGUGGGCGGAUGGUGGGAUGGGCGGCGCAGCAGAAGAUUCUGAGCCAUCCGUCAGUUGCUUGCUUCAUAAGCCACUGUGGUUGGAACUCCACCAUGGAAGGUGUAAGCAGCGGGAUCCCAUUCUUGUGCUGGCCUUAUUUUGCCGACCAGUUCCUAAACCAGAGCUAUAUCUGUGAUGUUUGGGAGGUUGGGUUGCGUUUAGAACGAGAUGAAAGUGGCGUCAUAUCACGAGGAGAAAUUGAAAGUAAGGUGGAGCAAAUUCUGAGCAAUGAAAAAUUGAAAGAAAGGGCUUUGGAUCUCAAGAAUAUAGUCAAGACUAGUAUCAAAGAAGGCGGUGGCUCUCACAAUAAUUUGAAGAAUUUCGUUGAAUGGAUGAAAGCAUAG
Corylus avellana is the source of this 1374-nucleotide messenger RNA. RefSeq names its product UDP-glycosyltransferase 83A1-like. The record is from RefSeq and is a predicted model, not a curated record. NCBI's taxonomy places the organism in Eukaryota, Viridiplantae, Streptophyta, Magnoliopsida, Fagales, Betulaceae. Gene Ontology annotation, molecular function: quercetin 7-O-glucosyltransferase activity; quercetin 3-O-glucosyltransferase activity.